Molecule: messenger RNA, 2524 nt
Organism: Schistosoma turkestanicum
Lineage: Eukaryota; Metazoa; Platyhelminthes; Trematoda; Strigeidida; Schistosomatidae
Source: the annotation of a GenBank genome assembly
CGUAGUUCGACUGGCCGAAGCGGGACCUUCAAGCUCAGGACUACUUCCACUGACCUUGGGUUACCAAAAAUUUGUCGCCUGUGGGUUUCUGCAUUACCUGUUAAUCUUGUUCAUCUCUUUAUUUGUUGAUAGUGUGUCUUUCAGCUUAUCAUUCAAAUGAACUGCCACUAGAGCGUCAUUUAGUCCCAUGAAACAAGUACCCUGUACUUAUGAUUCAACCGACGAGGAGUUCGGAUUAGAUAAUACGGAGCCUUCAAGCUCACUUAGUAAAAAUAUUCAAGCUCCUCCGACUAAAUGCUCAAGGAUUUCGUUUUCUUUGCCUCCUGCUAACGAAUAUGUUUCAGGGUCUAGUGCUUCCAUACAUAAACUCCCUUUCGAUUUGAUUCUAGAAAUUUUCAAGCUUCUUCCUGCCUCUGAUUUACUGCACAAUGUUCCAGCUGUCUGUCAGUUGUGGUACAAUGUGUCUCUAACUCCUGUUCUUCGUACUCGUCUUGUACUACGACGUCAGAUACCAGCUGAGUUGAUAAUCGAAGCCAUUUCCAGUCGACCGAUGCUUCGUGUCCUUCGCUGUCUGGCACUUAAACAUGCGGAAUCGGUACUACCGGAUUCUAUUAAACUCUGUCCUUUGCUCACAUGUCUUAAUAUAGGGUUUAGUGUUUUGAGUGAGCGGGCGACAACUAUCCUGGCUAAUAAUCUCCCGCCAACAUUACUGCAUCUCAACGUUGAAGGUGUAAAUACUAUCGAGAUUGGUUUCAUCACUACUUUAGUACUUCGAUGUCCAAAAUUAGAAGCACUCAAUCUAUCACAUUGUGUUUCAGUAUGCGAUGCAUGUGUGAAAGUGAUUUCAAAUGGACUACACAAUCUUCGUCGUAUUAAUUUAGAUGGAGUUCUUUGGAUUACAGAUAGUGGUAUUUUACAUCUGGCAGACAGCGAAGCUGUGCGCAAUGGUAACCUUAAUGCAAUAUGGUUGGAUGGUUUUGAACUUUCGAAUUCUGGACUAAAUGAGUUUAUCAUUCGAUUAGAAUAUGCUACAAAACGCAUACCAGACAUUAAAGAUCUUAUCAAUCCAGAAAUUGAGCAUCAUAUACUCGGAAUUCAACAAUUGUGGAUUAGUUUUUGUGAUCAUAUUGAAGAUGAAGCAGUUAGAUCUAUAGCUAAUCUUUCAAAUCUUGUCGCUCUUACACUGAGAAAAACUCAUCAAGUCAGUUCGAUUGGUUUAAGUUCACUAUUUGUCUCCAAAAGUCUAAGUCAUUUAGAUCAUCAAUUAAAUUUAAAAUAUCUUGAACACUUGGAUUUGAGUGAAGCACCUGGUUUAAAUGAUUCAGUAGUGAUGGAUAUAUGUUAUUGUUGUGGUAGCCGUUUACGCUUUCUUACCUUAAACUGGUGUUGGGAAGUAACUGAUAUCGGUGUGAAUCGAAUAAUUGAAAUAUGCAGCUCUUUACGUCAGCUAAGCCUUAUUGGAAAUUCUGUUAUUCAAGGAAAAGCAUUUGCUGAUAUUCCUCUAAAGAUACCACAUUUAGUUAUACUUAAUUUAACUCAAUGCAAUCAUGUUGUCGAUAAUAUACUUGAAGAUCUUUCACUUAAAAUGCCAAAUCUAUAUGUAUUUGAUUUCUUUGGUGAACGUGUCGGUGGUGGACUAAAUGACAUUUGUCAUUUUGAUAUAUCUAGAGCAUUGGGUAAAGUGCCAAUUUGUCCAGAUUAAUUUUAAUUUGUAUUCAAAAAUCAAUCAAGUUUCUUCAGCGAUCUGUUCAAUAUCUCACUGGUUAUUAUACUACUUAAAUAAUCUGUGAUAUUGACAUCUAAGCGUUAUACUAAUCAUUCAAUCUGAUUGAAUCUCCUCUUUGUCAUUGAUCUGAUAUCAUUUCAGUAUUGUACUUAUUAUCAAGAUGACGUACAAUUAUUUGAAUAGAUUCUUGUCCCUUCUAGAAAUAAUGUACAUUUCUUUGCUGACUGCCAGAUUACAAUGCAAACAAGUGUACAUUUUUAUUUUCCAUCAAGACAAUAGAAUUUUAUACCAGAUAAAAAUGAGACUUUUGUUUUUAUUUUUAUGAUUGAAAUUUAUUUGGUUUUUCUAUUCAUAUUUUUCGAAGUUGAUGAAAUUGUAUUCAGUCAGUCAGAUGCAACGUAGAACUUUGUACGUAAGUACAUCAGUUCAUGUUGCCAUACCUUAUCAGCACAGAGAUAAAAUUGUAUUACUUAUAUUCACUUACAAACUUUCAUCCUUAUCUUAAUCUUUUCAAUGAUCCCAAGUUUCUUGUCCACACUGAUUGAUUAUUGCAUAAUACGUAUAUAUUCCUAAACAUGUUCCCUAACUAAAAAAAAAUUGUAUAGACUCACAUUAAAUGAAAAAGAAAAGAUAUUUUUCAUUUCAAUGUCAAAUAGUUUAUUUGAUUAAUUCUUUUUUUUCUGGUGUAUAUAUGUAUGCAGUGAUUGGUUGAUUUUUGUAAAAAAAAAAACUUAUUGAAGUAUUUUGUGCUCAGUAUUCUGUAUUGUAUUAAACCUAUUAUUAUUAUUAUUAUUAUUA